Ruditapes philippinarum (Manila clam) is the source of this 5396-nucleotide messenger RNA. RefSeq names its product epidermal growth factor receptor-like. The transcript is spliced from 30 exons. Bases 778 to 5322 code for a protein of 1514 amino acids. NCBI's taxonomy places the organism in Eukaryota, Metazoa, Mollusca, Bivalvia, Venerida, Veneridae. The record is from RefSeq and is a predicted model, not a curated record. Gene Ontology annotation, cellular component: signaling receptor complex; basal plasma membrane. Gene Ontology annotation, molecular function: transmembrane receptor protein tyrosine kinase activity; ATP binding. Gene Ontology annotation, biological process: positive regulation of kinase activity; protein phosphorylation; multicellular organism development.
AGGUGUUUGUUUUGCUUUAAAAUUUGUGACUCUUUAUGAUCCGGAUCAGUACAAACUUGUAUAAUCUUUGAUCACUUUAUUUCAAAAACUGGGUUAAGACAAUUUAAUGUUCUUAGCUUUGAGAAUUAAUUACGCAAGAAACUAUUAAACCUCAGGACGGGGACUAAUAUUUGACACAUAGUGUUUUAUUCGAUGAGAUUUUUGAAGUGAACAGAUAUUUGUGUUUAUAUUGUUUUAAAUUUAAUGUACAGUGUUAAUGUGGGAAAAAUAUAAUUAAUCUUUGUUAUGUAUUCUAAUUAUAGAGUAUAAAGCAGGUGAUUUGCGACCUCACGAUGAUUAGCUCUGUACUUUGUGGAAAAAAAAACAAAGUUGUUUUGGUGGAAGGGUGAUUAAUACAUUGCGUAAAUCUUAUUACGCUGGUUCUAUUGAAUUUCAACAUUGGAUUAAGAACGCGUGGAUUAAUAGCGAGGGAUUAAUAUUUCGAACAAGGUCGUCGGGUUUUCUAACAGGUUUUAUAAUAGUGUUAUUGGAACCAUUGUAAAGAAAGCUUUAAUAUUUAUUAGCCAACUUGUGCAACUUACGGUUUAAAUAUAAAUUGCAGGAGAAGGAAUAUAAAAUUUUAUGAGCAUUUAUGUGAAAUUUGGUGUAUAAUAUUUCAUAUUUAUGUGUAAAUGUUUAUAAAUAUAUUUGGAUAUAACAAGUGGAUGUAAAAAUCGAAAGAGUGUGAAAUGUUAUAAACCUUUAAUAUACACAAGGUGCAUUUGGUAGAUACUGAGAAUGAAACCAUGGUUGUUUCCGAUUGGUCAAAUGUCUCUAUUCUGGAUUUUGAUUGGUUGUUUAGUUUCACUGUGCACGGUACAGGCUGAAGGAGGAGUUGGUGAAUAUGGCUCAGCAUGUAAUGUCACCAGUGACUGUCAAGUGGGGUAUAACUUUGUCUGUUUAUACAAAAAGUGUGCCUGUAGUAGCUCCUACUUCUACAACCAAGGUCUAUGUAAGAAAAUCUGCCGUGGAUCAUCUGAAGGCUUGGUAAGGCAUGGAGACUUUGAUCACCAGUAUGCACAAUAUAAAAACCGCUACACAAAUUGCUCAUACGUGGAUGGAAAUCUUGAAAUAACCAGUCUCGAGAAAAACUACGACCUUGGCUUUCUUAAAGAUAUUGAGGAAAUUGACGGGUAUCUUCUGGUCGUGAAUGUGUAUUCGAACUAUCUUAAUCUUACGAAAUUGAGAAUCAUUCGUGGUAAAGAGUUGUAUCACUCCAAAGAUGAUGAAUAUAGCAUGUACAUUGCCUUGAACCAUAAUCCGAAAAAUUUAUCGGAAGGUUUGUUGGAACUACAACUCAAGAGUCUGAUGGAAAUUGUUCAAGGUCGAGUGUACUUUCAGAACAACAACCUGCUAUGCUACCUGAACACAAUUAAAUGGGAUGAUAUUAAUCCAAACACAAAGCCGCCCACCAAAUAUAUGUACGACUCCCUAGGUUACAAGCGGACAUGUCCACCAUGUCCAGCAAGUUGUUAUAACCCAGACACCACACACUCACAUUGUUGGGGAAGCUCGAAUGAUAUGUGCCAAAAAGUGAAUUACAUCAAGGAAGUAUGCAGCCAGUCAUGUGAUGGUCGAUGUUUUGGAAAAGACCAGAACCAGUGUUGUCAUACAGAAUGUGCAGCUGGUUGCAGCGGGCCUCGCAAAAUUGACUGUCUGGCUUGCAAGAAUUUUUACAAUGAUGGAGAAUGUCAUCCAUUUUGCCCACAAAUGAAACUUUAUGAUCAGCGACAAUUAAAAUGGGUAGAGAAUCCGAAUGGAAAAUAUUCAUUUGGUUCACUCUGUGUCAAGGACUGUCCAAAUUAUUUGGUGAAGGAUGGGGAUGCCUGUGUGAUCAAAUGCCCUGAAGGAAAAAAUGCGAACAAAUUAACAAAUGUCUGCGAAGAUUGUGAUGGGCCGUGUCCAAAAAAAUGUGAAGGAGUGCCAGAAUCCGAGUUUCUACACAGUAAGAACAUAGAAAACUUCAGGGGCUGCACAGUGGUUGAAGGAAACUUGAAGAUUCUAAAAGUUUCUUUUGUUGGGGAUAGCCAUCAAGGUACAGAAGGGAUAAAGGUUGAAGAUCUACAAAUACUGAAGGACAUUAAGGUGAUAACAGGCUUCCUGGCUAUACAAGAGGCCCCACCAGAGGUUAAAGAUCUCUCCUUUCUUUCAGGCCUUGAGACAAUCUAUGGACGUUACCUAUCGAUGGGACUCGGAAUUUCGUUAUUAAGCUUGGACGUGGAAUGGCUGGGGCUCACGUCUUUGAAAAAGGUUUGGAACGGCGACGUAGCUCUCGCCUGGAAUAACCAUCUCUGUUAUAUUGAGGACUUAGAUUUAAGCCCUAUUUUAGCAUUCCCCACCCAGCAGUUAAAGCUGAAAGACAAUAAGGAGAAAGCCGAGUGUGAUGCCAUGGGUCUUAAAUGUCAUUCCGAAUGCUCGGAUCAUGGAUGCUGGGGUCCAGGACCAGACAAAUGCCUUAAGUGUAAAGCAGCUCGCAUGGCUGUAAAUAAUACAUGCUUGGCAACCUGUGAUGAUGUACCCAUGCUUUACCAAGCAGAAAAUAACACAUGUAAACAAUGUCAUAUCCAAUGUGCCGGUGGUUGCUCUGGUCCGGGUCCGGACCAAUGCUUUGACUGUAAGAAAGUAAAAGUUCUUGGGCAGAACAACACAUUUGAAUGUAUGACAGAAUGUCCGUUAUCUGUCGGACAACCAUACUUAUAUCCUGAUGAGAACCGUAUAUGUCGCCAGUGUGAUCCAUCGUGUGACAAGGGAUGUACUGGACCUUCGUCAGCUGUAAAACUAGGAGGAUGCAAUACAUGUGUGUUGGCGGUGAAUAAAACUCUGGAGAAUGACACUGUUCGGUGUCUACCUCAAGAUCAAGAAUACUGUCCUCGAGGGUUCUAUGAAAAGCAAUAUCGAUCUGAUGUAGACCAUCCUCUUAAUAAAAAAAGGGUAUGUCAACCAUGUAACCAUCUAUGCUUGGAAUGUAAUGGACCAGGGAAUGCAAACUGUCCUAGAUGCAGAUAUUACAAAUACACCAGCCAAUAUUCCUCAUGUCUAAAGGAAUGUCCCGAGUAUACAUAUCCAUACCAGUAUCAAUGUCUUCCAUGUAGUAAUCAGUGUUUGGGUGGUUGCCAUGGUGCCGAAUCACUAGAUUGUAAUAACUGCCUCAAUUUCAAGGUCUUUGUUGAUGAGGAAGCGGAAAAGUUUUCCUGUGUAGAAAAGUGUCCUGAUGACCUCCCCCAUUUAGUAGAAGAUAAAGAUCCAGACAAACCAACAAUGACGGUCUGUGCCUCAGAUGACCAUCCAGCAGUCAAAGCAAGAGAUGCAAAAAGAAAAGAUGAAGAGAGAAAGAGAAUUUUAACUAUUGCAAUACCUGUCUGUGCUGGAGUUAUCAUCCUGGGAAUUCUUCUUGCGUUGUUUGGUUACUAUUGGAGACAGAGAGAACGUGCAAAAGAGAACACUUUAAAACUAACAGCCAAGAUGACAGGAGUUGUUGAUACAGAGCCACUCACACCUACUGAUGCUAAACCAGAUUUGUCAAAGUUGAGACUUAUAAGAGAGUCGGAGCUAAGACGUGGUGGAAUCAUUGGAUCAGGGGCCUUCGGCACAGUGUACAAGGGAUUUUGGAUACCAGACGGAGAAAAUGUUAAAAUACCAGUUGCUAUAAAAGUUUUACAAGAGGGUACAUCACCUAACCAGAAUCAAGAAUUGCUGGAAGAGGCGCGUGUCAUGGCAUCAGUCGAACAUCCAUGUUGUAUCAGGAUCCUUGCUGUCUGUAUGGCAUCACAAAUGAUGUUGAUUACACAGUUAAUGCCCCUUGGUUGCCUCUUGGACUACAUCAGAAAACACAAGGAUAACACCGGAUCUAAAUCCUUGCUGAACUGGUGCACACAGAUUGCUAGGGGUAUGGGAUAUCUAGAAGAAAGAGGUAUCGUUCAUAGAGAUCUGGCUGCAAGAAAUGUCCUUGUUCAAAGUGCUGGACAAGUAAAGAUCACAGAUUUUGGUCUUGCCAAGCUUCUAGACUACAAUGAGGAGGAAUAUCAUGCCUCUGGUGGAAAGAUGCCUAUUAAAUGGUUAGCCCUAGAAUGUAUACAAAGCAGGAUUUUCACACAUAAAUCAGAUGUAUGGAGUUAUGGUGUUACAGCUUGGGAGUUAUUUACAUACGGCGCAAGACCAUACGAGAAUGUACGAGCUCGCGAUGUACCGGACCUUUUAGAGAAAGGAGAACGAUUACCUCAACCAGCUAUCUGUACCAUUGAUGUAUAUAUGAUCAUGAUCAAAUGUUGGAUGUUGGAUGCUGAAAGUAGGCCUUCAUUUUCUGAGUUAGCUGAAGAAUUUGCAAAAAUGGCACGUGAUCCCGGACGUUAUCUGGUGAUACAGGGCGAUGAGUUGAAGAAAAUUCCCUCAGAAGAGGUUUUAGAUGAAAUAAAAGUUGAAACAGUGACGGACAGCAUAGAGGAGGGAGAUAAGUUAAUGAGACUACCUAGUUAUUCAUAUGAUAAAGAUGACCUCGCCCGACACCUCAGUGUGGCAGCAGAAGGACCGGAGGAGGUGAUUGAGGCAGACGAAUAUUUACAGCCAGCACCUCCCGUACCCAUGCCGGUAGAAAAUAAUAACUUUAAGGUACCACAUUUUUCUGGGGCAUCAAAUAAAGAACCCCCACAACUGAUCCGUGAAAAGCGAUAUGGCCAUCUUGAAUCUGCGUCUGCUGCAAAACAACAAAGAGAUCUGUUGCCUAGCAACCGUUUGCGUGGAGAUAGCAUCAAUGGAAGAUACAGUUCCGACCCUGUAAAAUAUACAAGAAGUAGAGAUGAGAUGGAUGGUAGAGUUUUGUUUCAUUAUCCUCACAUGGGUAAUGGUAACAUACCACAAAAUUAUAGAGGUCCCAAACCUGUGAGCCCGCCAGCGGUGAUGCAACUACCACUAGAUGAAGACGACUAUCUUCAACCCAAAUCUGCAAACCCUAAAGCUUAUUUGGACUUGGAAAAUAGUAAAGAUUAUUAUAUAAAUGAAAAACAAAUGUCCGUUGAGGACCCUACAGACAAUUAUUUAAUACCAAAUCCGCCCCCACCGUUUGUUGAAAAUCCGGAAUAUUUCGAAGGGGAACCAAGUGUUUUUGCACGGACUGCUGGUCCUAAACGAGACCUUAGUGUUAAACCUAAAAUCGCACCAAAACCAAAACGAUUAACUGACUAUUAUAAUGAUAUUUCUAUGGGUAGCCCGACAGAAAAUCGGCAAAACGAGGUACGACCACUCUUAUCAACGUCAUCAAUUUGCUCAAACGGAGAAUCUGCAGUGUAGUGAUAAAUUUAGGUGGUUUUUUAAAAACAAUUUUGUGAUAGUCAAAACUCAUGGAUAGAUCCAAGAACAUUUUU